AUAUAUUUUGAGGAGGUAGCGCGUUUCCAGAUCGUUGAACGCUACUCCAUCUUGGUCGAAGGGUUCAAAUUGUUCUUCGACCUGGUCUCCAAGUUCCUAAUCGUCCUCGGUUUUGAAUCCGCUUGUCCAUUGCAGCGAUUUCCACUGACGACUCGUCCUGCUAUUGGCCAAAAACAUUUCCAACAGAUCUGGGCUUACCCUGAGCUCCUCCGGUAGCUCGGCAAAGUUCUCUCGGAAAAAUUUGUCAAGUGUCAAUCCCUACACGGUUUGUCUUAAAAUGCUCCUCAAAAAAUCUGCUGCACUCUUCUUUUUUACCUUUCAGCUCCGUCCAUUAACGUAACGAGUAACUAUUGCACUUACGAAGCAAGUGGUUUGUGCCGUUUCCACCUCGUCUUCUUCACUAAAAAAUUGACAUAUACCUGCAAUAUCCACAGUGUGCAUUAGUGCCGACUGCGUUCUCUCCUCGGUCACAAGAUGUGGUCGGCCUUCGUCGCGUCCGCCAAUUCGGUGAAAGUCUUGUGGCUGUAGUUGCUGGCAUUAUUCCUCAUCUUGCUUUGGAACGCUACCAAUAUAUGCGCGUAUUCGUGGAGAAGCCUUAUUUUGUAACUCUUCCCAAAUUUUUGCUGGCGUUUCAGUCAAAUACCACUGCUUUCACGUCUAGGCCAUCGAAGACUUCUUUGUGCGACGUUAAUGGAUAAUAACUUAAGAGAAACUUGAACGCGGUCAACAGAUUUCGCGCUGCCACGAGGACUGUUCGGUAAUCGUUCGCGCUGCUGUUGCUGUAUUUACGUUCAGCUAUUCUAUCCUCCGAAGAGUUGAAAUGAGCCAUACCAUUGGUGUACACUUCACCGAAAUGUAUCUGCACUACUCUAUCGUGGCCGCUUACCUUCUCCACGGCUUUCUUCAACUUUACCUUGCGCUGGUUCCAUGAUAAUUUGUUACGCUUGUACGCUGACGUCCCGUCUCCAUGUGGCGGGGUUUUUCUUUAAGGUUUCAGCAGAUGUUGUAUUCGUCGCAUAUUUUAACGCUUCAACCACACCAACAAUCUAUUGCAACUAGUCGGCCGUAUAUGUCGUCGUCGUCUAAUAUUGCAAUUAUUACUGACAGGGGUAAGGGCAAUGAUGGUGAUGGCGUUCUUAAUGUCCCGCCAGCAUCACCUGCCCCGUCUAUAUCAUUAACAUUACCAUCGCCAGUUUUAACAAAAUCGACACCAGGCAAACUUUUGGUUGAUAAUCAAGGCAUCAUACGGCAGACGGCAUUAUCAUCGGGAGUAGUUGCAAUUACAAGUACGCCGGGAGCAGAAACCUCAGCGAGUGUCGUUGGGCCACCGUCUGUGAGCUAUUCAGCUCCUAAUAGUAAUGUGGUAGUUAAGACGCCUUCUCCGACUUUGCUGCAACAUCAUCACGCUCAGCAAAGUAAUCAAAGCACCGUUACAAUCCCAACUUUGCUAAAUGCUAUCACAAGUGCAACGGCAGUUUCCGUUAAGACAUCAACACCGUCAGCAACGGCAACACUUUUACCGAAUAAUUCACAAAAUUUGGGAAAAUACUUAGUGGUGACCAAUUUCUUGCAAAGCGCUCCUCCUAAUCAUGGCUGUCAAGUUCAACCGUAUAGUUUGAGUUCAGCCGUUAGUCAAGCCGCUAUAUCCUCUUUAAUGCCUACAAUAUCAACUGCGAGAGCGGGCAGCGAUACAGCAGUUGUAACUACAAAAACGGAAGCCUCCUCAAAUAAUAGCAAUUGUGCCGAAACGUUGCAAGUUCAUCAAACACAGAUGUUAGCGAACGCACCUUUGGGAGGCCCACAACAACAAUUGCCAAAUGGGACCAUAAUUGCAACCCAACAGCAACAACAGCAACGUCAUUCUGCAGAGCAGCAACAAUCACAGAUGCAUAUUCACGCUUUGAAUUCGAACGAUAACGACAGUCGUCAGCGACAACAGCAACAGCAGCAGCAUGCAGCUCAGCAACAGCAGCAACAGCAAGUGGCCUUGCUACAACAAGAGAACAUUAAAGAUGAAAAACCGUUUAUUUCAAAUGGUAAGAUAACAGUAGUACCCACAAAUCAGCAUCAGCAGCAACAACAACAAAUAAUAAUGCAGCAUAUAUCGACCUCGUCAGCCAUAACACCAGUGGCCGCUUCGUCCACCAUCACCUUGGGUGCACCGAAAACUGAAAUCAAAGAAGAUAACAACAGCGGGGUGGUUGGCGGUAAAAGCUACACGGGCAUCGAAAUGUAUAAAGUGAAUAUCGAAGACAUUUCCCAGUUAUUUACUUAUCAUGAAGUAUUUGGCAAAAUGCAGGCAGAUGUCAAUUUGUCGGCAACUGCUCAUUCUAUACCAAGCUCUAUUGCUGGCACUAGCAACGCCUUGCCGAAUGAAAGUAAUAACAGCAGUGCAACGCCUGCGAGUAAUGCGACUGCAGUAACAGCGACAGCUACAAUCUCAACUUCAGGAACAGCCGCCAAUACCAUAGCAGGCGUGAUACCUACCACUAGUUCCGCUCUACGCACCACUAAUACCGAUACGGCUGUGACCACCGUGCCUACAUAUGCAUGCACAACUGGUCUAAUUAAACUCAAAAUGGAAGGUGGGGUUAGUGGUGGGGAGGAAAACUCUCAGACGGCUCUUGUGGCCGCCGACAAUACGCUUGUUCCCACCGGCCAUCACGUCUGUGAUAUAUGUGGUAAAAUCUUUUCGUUUCGUUAUCAGUUAAUUGUGCAUCGUCGCUAUCACAGUGAACGCAAGCCUUUCAAUUGCCAGGUUUGUGGUCAAGGCUUUAACUCUUCCGAAGAUCUUACCAGUCAUGGUAAGAUACAUAUCGGUUGCUCCAUGUUCACAUGCAUGGUAUGUUUUAAUGUAUUUGCAAAUAAUGCUUCCUUGGAACGUCAUAUGAAACGGCAUUCUACCGAUAAGCCGUUUGCUUGUACGGUUUGCCAGAAAACAUUCGCCCGGAAGGAACAUCUGGAUAACCAUUUUCGCGCACAUACUGGCGAAACCCCGUUCCGUUGUCAAUUUUGUGCCAAAACGUUUACGCGUAAAGAACACAUGGUCAAUCACGUACGCAAGCAUACUGGCGAUACACCACAUCGUUGCGAUAUUUGCAAAAAAACUUUUACGCGUAAAGAACACUAUGUCAAUCAUUACAUGUGGCAUACGGGGCAAACACCUCAUCAAUGCGAGUACUGUGGCAAAAAAUAUACGCGCAAAGAGCACUUGGCAAAUCAUAUGCGUUCGCACACCAAUGAUACGCCGUUUCGUUGCGAAAUUUGCGGUAAAAGUUUUGGUCGCAAAGAACACUUCACCAACCAUAUUCUUUGGCACACAGGCGAAACACCCCAUCGAUGUGAUUUUUGUUCGAAGACGUUUACGCGUAAGGAACAUCUUUUGAAUCAUGUACGGCAACAUACCGGCGAAUCGCCGCAUCGUUGUUCGUACUGUUCAAAGACGUUUACGCGCAAAGAACAUCUGGUCAACCAUAUACGUCAACAUACCGGCGAAACGCCAUUUAAGUGCACUUACUGCACCAAAGCUUUUACGCGCAAAGAUCAUAUGAUUAAUCAUGUACGCCAGCAUACGGGUGAGUCACCGCACAAGUGCACAUUCUGCACGAAAACGUUUACGCGCAAGGAACACCUAACUAAUCAUGUCCGUCAACAUACUGGUGAGUCGCCGCAUCGCUGUACUGUUUGCAAGAAGACCUUCACGCGCAAGGAGCAUCUUACUAACCACGUGCGCUUACAUACGGGCGAUUCGCCUCACAAAUGCGAGUACUGUCAGAAAACCUUUACACGAAAAGAGCACUUGAACAAUCACAUGCGUCAACAUUCGGGGGAUAAUCCGCACUGCUGUAAUGUCUGCAACAAGCCAUUUACACGUAAGGAACAUUUAAUAAAUCACAUGUCUCGUUGCCAUACAGGUGAUCGUCCAUUCACUUGUGAAACUUGUGGUAAAUCAUUUCCGCUCAAGGGUAAUCUAUUGUUCCAUCAGCGUAGCCACAUGAAGGGCCAGGAAAUGGAACGUCCAUUCUCGUGUGAAAAAUGUUCGAAGAAGUUCAUAUGCAAAGGUCAUCUGGUAUCCCAUAUGCGUUCGCAUUCGGGGGAAAAACCACAUGCUUGCACGCUUUGCAGUAAAGCCUUUGUGGAACGCGGCAACCUAAAACGUCACAUGAAAAUGAAUCAUCCAAAUGCUCCAAUGCCUCCGCCACCGGUUCCGCAUCCUAUAAUACCAGCUGGAGUGUUGGCCACAGUCAAGCAAGAAAUUAAACCAGUUAUAAGCGAGCUGAUUCCACAUCAGGGCAGUGCAACACCUACAAUGCAUACUAUCCAGCAGAUAACUGCAGGCGCAGCAGCAACGGCGGCCGCAAAUACCGUGCAAUUGCCUCCUAGUUUGGUGCCUUUGGUUACCUCGACAAUUACGUCGCACAAUAGUCAGAAACAGCAGCAGCAACAGCAACAACAUCAAAUACAGCAACAGCAGCAACAGGCAACUGCAACACAUCAACAAGCCAGCUUGGUAGCGGCGGCUACAGCUCAUCAACAACAAGUGCAACAACAGCAGCAACAACAGCAGCAACAUCAGCAGUUAUUACAACUUUCCAUACAGCAGGCGGCCGCUCAUCAUCAAUUACAGCAACAUCAGCAACAGCAGCAGCAGCAGCAGCAAGAACAGCGUCAGCAUCAGCAAACGCAGCAACAGCAGGCGACCCAUCAUCAACAGCAAGCUCAAGCUCAGUCAAGCGUAGUGACUACGGCUACGUCGCAUCAAACUCAGCAACAACAGCCGCAACAACAAAAUCCUCAACAAUCACAAGUCCAACAGCAGCAACAACAGCAACCUCCACCACCACCACAAGUGCCAAUUGCUUUAAUACAAACGGAUCCAGAAGCUUUGGCUCGAGCUGCUAUGCAGCAACUGCAACACAUACCAGCUAACGUUGAGCAACAUCCCGUUGUUUACUAACAUUUUAAUGACUGGUAAGCGCAAAACUAUACCCCAAUGCGGAAAUAGUAGUACGAUUUUAAAAAUCAUCUAACUUAAGAGAUAAUAGAAUAACACAAAAAUUAAGGUAACAUUUAAAAUGUAUGAGAAAAGGAGGCAAAAAGUUAUCGACUUAGAAAAGCUUGAAAAUGUUAAUUGAAAUUAGUAAUCGGGAUAUGGAACUGAAAAUGAACGAACUACUAAACAUACUUUUCGAAUGUUCGAAUGGGUCAUCGACGGUUGAUUUAAUGAGAAAUCCACUUGAUCCGUAAUGGCGGCGUCUUGCUUACUGCGAACAUAGUAUGAACAUCAUAACUAAGCCAUUCAGCGUUUACAUCCGCCAUUUUCAAUUGUUGCGAACAUGGAAACAUGUCUUAGAUGUUAUCUUCAAUUUACAUUAUUACAUAAUUAUUUGUAAUUGUAACUGAUUUGUUUUGUUUCUAAGUAUGUAAUUUUUAAAAGUUUUAAUAAU
Molecule: messenger RNA, 5447 nt
Organism: Glossina fuscipes
Lineage: Eukaryota; Metazoa; Arthropoda; Insecta; Diptera; Glossinidae
Product: PR domain zinc finger protein 15-like
Exons: 9
Coding region: 968-4957 (1329 amino acids)
Biological process (GO): regulation of transcription by RNA polymerase II
Cellular component (GO): nucleus
Molecular function (GO): DNA-binding transcription factor activity, RNA polymerase II-specific; RNA polymerase II cis-regulatory region sequence-specific DNA binding
Source: RefSeq, a predicted model, not a curated record